Messenger RNA from Abrus precatorius (Indian licorice), 1364 nucleotides. RefSeq names its product plant UBX domain-containing protein 4-like. Gene Ontology annotation, cellular component: nucleus; cytosol. The transcript has 4 exons. The coding region runs from base 137 to 1018 and encodes 293 amino acids. Gene Ontology annotation, molecular function: ubiquitin binding. NCBI's taxonomy places the organism in Eukaryota, Viridiplantae, Streptophyta, Magnoliopsida, Fabales, Fabaceae. Gene Ontology annotation, biological process: nuclear membrane reassembly; membrane fusion; Golgi organization. The record is from RefSeq and is a predicted model, not a curated record.
ACCCAAAGCAUUAGGGGUGACAUGGUUUACUUUAUACGCGCCUGCGAUGCGCGUAAAUGUGUAAGAGAUUCCUUGAGCGAGAAGAGAUAGUGUACUCUCUCUCAGUCUCUCUCUCUCUCUGCAACUACUCAUCGAUAUGGCGUCGAGCAGCCGAGCAGGCAGAAUCCGCACGCUCUCCGAUCUGAAUCGUCCAUCCGCCGAUUCCGACAGCGACUCCGAUGGUCCUCAGGAAUAUUACACCGGCGGUGAGAAGAGUGGAAUGCUUGUCCAGGAUCCUUCAAAAGGAAAUGAUGUGGAUGCAAUUUUCAAUCAAGCUAGGCAACUUGGAGCUGUUGAAAGGCCUCUUGAUCAACUUCAGGAACCUCCAAGGUCAACUAGCUUUACUGGAACUGGUAGGUUACUUUCUGGGGAAACUGUACAAUCUACUUCUCAGCAACCUGAAGCUGUUGUUCACAACAUUGUUUUCUGGAGCAAUGGUUUCACUGUAAAUGAUGGACCUUUGAGGAGAUUGGACGAUCCUGAAAAUGCCUCAUUUUUAGAGAGCAUAAAAAAAUCCGAGUGUCCCAAGGAGCUUGAACCUGCAGAUAGGAGGUCAUCUGUUAAUGUUAACCUCAUAAGGAGGAAUGAGAAUUAUCCUGAACCCGAAAAGCAGCAUGUUCCAUUUCAGGGAGUGGGAAGAACCCUUGGAAGCAGCUCUACUUCAAUGGCACCUGACCUAACUGCUGCCGCGACACCUCCCAACACAGCUCCAGCUCCUUCUACUGGCCUGGUAGUUGAGCAGUCAUUGCCAUCAACCUCAAUACAACUCAGGUUAGCUGAUGGAACACGCUUGAUAUCACAUUUUAAUUAUCACCACACCAUUAGCGACAUCCGUGCCUUCAUUGAUGCAUCUAGACCUGGGGGUCGGCAGAAUUAUCAACUUCAGAUUAUGGGUUUCCCCCCAAAGGUUCUAGCUGAUGAAACUCAAACUAUAGAGCAAGCAGGAUUGGCAAAUUCAGUUGUCAUACAGAAAUUCUAGUAAACUACUACUUCAUGUCUAAAUACUGCAUUGAAGGAUCCUGUUUCAUUUGAGGUUUCUAGACUUGAGGUACUGUCAUAAACAAAAACAGAUAGGCACUCGCCAAUGUUUGGGGGUUACAUCUUUUUGUCGCUCAAACUUUACCAGUAAUUUAUUUGGUUUAGGAUCAGUUAGAUGGCUUGGCUUUGGACCUAAUUCUUUGUUUUAUGUUGAUUGUGUUGUGUCUUCUUUCUAGCCGGGCCUGACGACUGAAUUUGAUAUUAUGUUGAAGGCUUCAUUGAAAUGUAGGAUAAUCCUCAGAUACACGUCAGUUUUUGAAUAUGUGCUACCAAGUGUGGUUAUAUAU